Ostertagia ostertagi is the source of this 267-nucleotide messenger RNA. The record is from the annotation of a GenBank genome assembly. Lineage: Eukaryota; Metazoa; Nematoda; Chromadorea; Rhabditida; Trichostrongylidae.
AUGGAUAUAUGGCCAUGGCCACGAGGACCGUCCCACACGAUGCGUGACAUGAUGCACGAUUUUGAUCGUUUCGAAAGAAGCAUGUUCCCGUACUGGAGAGAUGCCGACCACUCGGUUCUUCAUCCAAUCAACGACGACAAAAAGUUUGUUGUCAGCUUGAACGUGUCGCAUUUUCUUCCAGAAGAGUUGAAUGUUCAUGUGGAAGGACGGGAACUGACUAUCGAAGGCAAACAAGAGCAGAAAGACACGAACAGUUAUGUGCAAAGG